GACCGAACUUCCAGUGUAUCGGCAUGUAGCUUGUCUCACACGUGAUGAACAACGCACGGCACCGAGCGAGUAAAUGCAAAAAUUCCCCUCCAGUGGACCGCAUAUGUUGGUGAACGACUCGCGGUUAGAGAGCUACAUCCAUCAUUAAUAUCCACCAAGGCAUCGUUCCCCCGCCUCCCCCACCGAUCCUCAGAAUUGCGACAAUGAGCGGCGCGGGCGAGAAUCGCUGGCGGAGGCAAGGACAAGGCAAUUCCAAGGACGGACGACAGCAAGCCUCCCCUUCGACAAGCAACCCGUGGGGCAACAAGGCUGCUCAGAGCAACAAGCCUGCUGGUCCAGGACAGACUGCGCCAGUUCCUGCCUCCAAGGAAGAGCAUGUCUCUGUCCGCGACUUCAACGCAGUCGAGGUCAGGGAUUAUCUGAAGAAGAAGUACCGUGAGACUGUCGCUGAACACCCAGCGGUCUACCACAAGGUUGAGGGCGAUUCCGUGCCCAAGAGAAACAGCGGAGUAUGGGGAGCCAGAGGCGGCGGCACAUCCCACAAGAUGCCGAACGGACAGAACUUCUUCGACGUGCUCAAGAAGCAGCUCGCCAACAUUGACCAAAACAAAUGAUCACGCGCCGUCCACGCAUAUACACGUUUUGAUUCAGCGGCAUACAAGGGCAUUGCGGGCGUUCGGCGGUACACGGUCUGUCUGUUUGUGGUUGGCUUCUUCGCGGUAACAUGCAGAAGCCGGGGCUGUCCCCGACCAUGGCGUUGUGGACAUCACUCACACUGGGCCUGUGGCUAUGGUUAAGGUGAUACCCAUUUGCAAUUCGAGCAUCCAUGGUACGGCACGGCCUCCAAUGGAGCAGAGCGCGCGGGUGAGACCGUGCAUGAUGCUCUUUAUGUACAAAAGCUGUUGUGGGACACUGCGUGCGAUCAAAGAAUAGGCGCAAGCUCAUAUAUACUGUCCAUAUAAAUAGGAUUCGUUCAAGGAAUUGUCCUUGGCUCUCUAA
Boeremia exigua is the source of this 999-nucleotide messenger RNA. RefSeq lists its product as uncharacterized. The record is from RefSeq and is a predicted model, not a curated record. The transcript is spliced from 6 exons. Bases 204 to 614 code for a protein of 136 amino acids. Lineage: Eukaryota; Fungi; Ascomycota; Dothideomycetes; Pleosporales; Didymellaceae.